CGGAGCUAAUUCAUCGAACUUCUUAGCAGAGACAAGUUUCGUGCGAUCUUUCCAAUCCCGCCGAUCUGUACGCUACAUUCCACAAUAAAUCUGCAGCGUGAUUAAAGAAGGAUUUGGAAGAAGAGCUGAGAAAGCACAGGUUAACCAACAAGAUAUUUAGGCAGCCGCUGACCAAGCAACUAAAUGCGCUAGUACUAGUUAGCAUUAGCUCCAAAAUGGCUAACGCGCGCUUCCAAAUUAAUAGCAGUGAAAACCUGUUUUAAGGUGAUUUUAUUCAUUUACACUAACGCAUAUUACUUUAGUCUUUACCAGUGCGUGCGUGUUACUUGUGAUCGCUGCUUGCUGCGCGUAAACACUCCCAAUUAAUCAUUAAAAAACAGGUUUGCGCUGAGCUAACAAGCGAGCUAAUGCUAAGACCAUUGUUUUGCUCGGCUAACGCGCAUCACUCCAGAAAGUGAAAUAAAACAAUCAGAUGGCGAUUUUGACGCCGCGCAACGAACACGGUGGUAGAUCUGACUCGUGCACGUCUGUUUCACUUACUUGAAACAAAAAUGUACUCCAGCUCGGCUCCAUUGCGAGAGUUAAAGGCUAAAAUCUGCAGGAAACCAACAAGGACCUAAAACAAAGCAGCUAAACAUGGCAGAUACGACUUCCGGUGACGCUCAUGGCGCAACUGUGCGUGCAGUGGGGCGGUGCCAAAGAGACAGCAGCGGGAAUCCAACCCACAACCAGGGCCCGUGUGAGGGUGAAGGUGUCCGGGCUGCCCCUCCCUCUCCUCCUCUCUAAUAGGCCUCAUGCAGAGAAUGUGACCGAGUGAAUCAUCUCAAGGCCAGAUCGUCACAGACACAGACUCAGGAGCAGCACACUUUUACACCAGUGGAUUUUAACUUCCUGAACCAACAACGUCUCUGGCUGGUGGUUCACUUUAGGUCAGAAAGGUGAAGAGGUCGUGGUUGACUUUGGGUUGGCUUCACCAUUGCACCCCACAUCAUUAUGACCUCUAAGUCGUGCAGCCUGGCGGUUCUGGGGGGAAAGCAGUCUCUCCUGUCCCGUGCGACCUGCCAGAGGCUGGUCAGUAAAAAUGGCCAUUGCUCUCUGGGCUCCGGAGCCGUGGGGCAGGGCCGCUGGCUGUUGGCGCUGCAGGACAUGUGGGGGCUCAUGUUGGGGCUGCGCUGGAGGUGGGUGGUCCUGGCCUUCUGUCUGUCCUUCCUGUGCCACUGGCUGCUGUUCGCCUGCCUCUGGUACCUCCUGGCUCACUUCAACGGAGACCUGGAUGUCCCGGACCACGAUGCCCCUCCAGAGGGGCACGUGGUGUGUGUCAAGUACAUCAACAGCUUCACUGCAGCGUUCUCCUUUUCUCUGGAGACUCAGCUCACUAUAGGAUACGGCACCAUGUACCCCAGCGGAGACUGUCCCAGUGCUAUUGCUCUGCUGGCGGUGCAGAUGCUGCUGGGGCUCAUGCUGGAGGCCUUCAUCACAGGUGCAUUUGUAGCAAAAAUAGCUCGUCCACAGAAGCGAGCAGGUGCCAUCCAGUUCAGCCCAGAGGCGGUUGUGGGACAGCACCAAGGUCAAACAUGCCUCAUGAUCCGGGCCACCAACCUUCUGCAGCGCCCCCUGGUGGACGUGAGGCUCAGCGCGGUGCUGUAUCAGGACUGUGAGGGGCAGGCCUUACACCAAACAUCUGUGGACUUUUACCUGGACCAGUUAGGAUCCCAGCCCUGUCCCCUGUUCCUCUUCCCCCUCACAUGGUUCCACCCUUUGGAUCACCGCAGCCCACUGUUCCCUGUCCUGUGUGAGAGCUCCACAGCUCACUUUGAGCUGGUGGUGUUCCUGUGGGCGCAGGAGGGCAGUGGGGACAGCUGUCAGAAGAGGACGUCCUACCUGAGGCCGGAGGUGCAGUUUGACCGCAGGUUUGUGCCCGCUCUGGGGGUGGACAGUCACGGGAGGUUCAAAAUCAGCCCUCAGCAUUUCAGCACAGCUCACUCCAAACCUCUAGACAAAGACUGUGUGGUGCAGAUCAACGGGGACGGAAACGACCGGACAGAGUAGGCGGGACUUAAAGGGACUGUUCACUUCUGUUAGCUGUCAAUCAUUAGCUCUUUCAAUGUUGAUCUUGGACUCAGACCUGAAAGUGGACUCAGUGCAAGACUUUUCUUUAUAAUAUUCUGCUGUUUAGUGAAUGAUCUGCUGAGGAUGUCAAAUGGUAGAGUUGUAUAUCUCUGGCAGAUGCUACACUAAAGGCAAAAUGGUACACGACAGGAAAAGGGUGCAGUGCAUUCUCAAAACAGUCACUUUAAUGUAUAACAACUUUAACUAAUGGCCAUAUAUUCCACUGUACUUAUUUUAUAGAGUGAAACAUUUAGCUGCAGGUUUAAAGGUCCUAUAUUAUGCAAAUUUCACUCUUGUGAGUUUUUAGUCACAUUAUAAUGUUGUUACCUCCUCAAAAACAGACCUGGAUUUGUGUUUUGUUUUAGUCUGUCUAUUGCUCCAAAGGCUGUUCCACCUUGUGAUGUCAUGAACCUGUAGUUUUCAACUCAACAGCUACUUUUUACCUUUAGUUCAUCCAAAUAAUUAUAGUGAAGAUGCAUGGAGUUAAAAAAAACACACAGUGGAGCACUUCCUGCGUUACCACAUGACAUCACAAGAUGGUCUUUUCAGUUUGAGGGAAGAAGUCAGCCUAAAUAUGUAAGGUUUGUGUGUUAAACAUAUGUGAAUGAAACAAAACACAACUCCAGGUCUGUUUGUAAUGAGGAAAAAACAUUACGUUUUAAACUCUUUUCUGAUCUAUGUUGAAUAUUAUAAUUAUUAUAACUACUUUUAAUUGAUAAAAUCACAUUUGCAAGACUGGCCAUGUUUCAGAAUGUAUAUCCUUCCCAAAGCAGCUUGGAUAAGUCAGUGAAGUUUCAUUACUUUGCCUACUGCACACUGUUAGACAGGCUGGUGCCAGCUAAUGCCUCCGCUCAAUUUCAUUUCUCUCCAGCAACUAGGUCAGGAAUCAGAAUACACUAAACAGUUGGCAGGAACCCUGGAAGUGUGAGUUCGGGCACCAGCCAAUCAGCGAACAGACAUACAUUCUGUGUUGGCAACGAUUCCAGAGAUCGAGGAUUUAAAGCUGGAACAAAGAGAAUGUUUGCUGAAUUUCAUCAAGGGGAAAGACGUUAUUGUCCUUCUUCCUACAAGAUUUAGGAAAAGAUUAAUAUACCAGUUAGUCUUGUUAUUGGCGCAUUACAUACGUCACGACCAAAUAGCAGCGAUUGGUUAAAUAAAAAAGUACCCACCUACCGUCAAGCAAACAAAUUCUAACGCUGCGAGGUCAGACGGUUUCUGUGAAGUGAAACCAUCUGAUGAAUCAGGCUAUCACACUAUUGAAGUAAUAUUCAAAAUAAAAUAUUCACUCUUUUCCAGACGCACAAACUGUUAUUGUUACUAAAAGAAGUCAUAGCUUUGCAUUGUUCGUAGUGUUUGCAUGCUCCACACAGUCACAGGUCUGUUUCCACUGUUUCAAAAGGAGCUCCUGUCCUGUGUCUGGUGUAAAGGGCAUUUCUUCUGCUAAAGGCGCAGUGGUCAUCUCCUGGACUCUGUAAAGGCUUUAGAGGAGCACAGCCUGUCUCUGAAUGUGGAGAUGCUCUGUUUUGAUUUAUCUCAAAGUAUCACAUCACAGUCUCUUCAUAACACUCCACAUCACUGAGUUCUAAAAGAAACCAUUGAACAAGUGUCUUUUUAUUGUGUAACAUUGUGGACAUACCAACUGUAACCUCGAUUCUUUUUUGGUCUCUACUCCACAGAAUGAGUUGUGUAAAAAGCUGCUAAAGUCUAGAAUGAAUGUAUAUUUUAAUUCUCAUAGUAUGAAACUGAUUUGUAGCGCUUUUAUUGUAAAACAUCAUCUCAAUAAUUAUGUCAUUAAUAUUCUGUACAAGUUUUAAUUUUCAGAAAGGAAGUUGAACAAAUCUUAAUGAAUGUAAUAACUUAUAGGUGUAUAUGUUUUUUUGUUUUGUUUUAAAUAAAUGUUGAAAUCAUGAGGUGAUGAG
This is a messenger RNA of Boleophthalmus pectinirostris (great blue-spotted mudskipper), 4028 nucleotides long. It is a transcript of the gene kcnj13, whose product is annotated as potassium inwardly rectifying channel subfamily J member 13. The record is from RefSeq and is a predicted model, not a curated record. Gene Ontology annotation, cellular component: plasma membrane. Gene Ontology annotation, molecular function: inward rectifier potassium channel activity. The transcript has 4 exons. Lineage: Eukaryota; Metazoa; Chordata; Actinopteri; Gobiiformes; Gobiidae. The coding region runs from base 994 to 2049 and encodes 351 amino acids. Gene Ontology annotation, biological process: regulation of monoatomic ion transmembrane transport; potassium ion import across plasma membrane.